Molecule: messenger RNA, 1770 nt
Organism: Eublepharis macularius
Lineage: Eukaryota; Metazoa; Chordata; Lepidosauria; Squamata; Eublepharidae
Product: zinc finger protein 428-like
Exons: 3
Coding region: 151-939 (262 amino acids)
Biological process (GO): regulation of transcription by RNA polymerase II
Molecular function (GO): RNA polymerase II cis-regulatory region sequence-specific DNA binding; DNA-binding transcription factor activity
Source: RefSeq, a predicted model, not a curated record
UGCCCCUUGCACCAUUCUCCUUUCCCUCCACCCAUGCAGAGCGCUUCAGAGAUUAGGGAGUGGGGCUUGGAUGCCAGCAGUGUUGGGCAAACCUGUUGACUGGUUCCGCUCCUUCCUCUUGCAGGCUGGGCUGUUGGGCAUUAAGGGGUGAUGUCUGACGUACCUAAGCAGGUGGAAGUUGGGAGCUCAGAGGACAUUGGCUUUGAGGAGGAGGAUGGGACCUUGACUGGUGUCUCCACCAUGCAAGAAGAGGUUGAAUCUGAAGCAACCUCUGUUUCUUCUGGAGAAAGCGGCCCGCCAACCCCGUCUGCAAAUGGCUACCCAGGUACCAGGAAUCGGAACGCGUUUAGACAGAGGCAGAUCUGCCACGCACUAGGACCCCGAAGCAAAGAGUCGCAAGGAACUAUAGGGGAGCCGGCAGGCGAAGUUGGCGAGGUGGGGCAAGAUCGGCUGAGCUCUUCGCAGGCUCCCAGCCCCGAGUGGCACGAAUGCCCUGAAUGCGGGCGUGGCUUCGGCACUUCCCGAGCUCUGAAGGUGCACCGUAGCUACCAUGUGGGGCGCAAACGGCCACACAGCGGCUCCUCAUCCUCCAAGCCGCCUCCUAUGACCCUUUCCGGCAACCUGGAGAGCCGGGAAGGGCGAACAGCUCCGCCUCCUGGCCGGGGCGGAGCUUUCCACUACAUCUGUGCCGAGUGUGGCCUGGGGUUUGCUUCUCCCGCCUCACUGGAGGCGCAUCGCUGUGAACACGGCUGGCGCCGCAGCCCUCCAGCCACGCCCCGCAACAAGCUCCCCCCUUCUCCUGCCCCAAGGGAGGCCAACGGCGAGCAGGACACAGAGGGGGCUGAUGGACCGUACCACUGCACCGAGUGCCCGGGGGAGUUCGGCUUGGUGUCAGAACUGCAUGAGCACUACAUGCUCCAUGCGCGGGGAGAGCUGUAGAUCGCUUCGCGCCCUGCUCUUCUAGUAUAUGGCACCGGCCAAGCGAUUGGUCUGGCUAGGACUCUUAAGAAGUGAAUCGGAAACCCCUGACCUCCUUCACUUUUUUUUAGUUCCUUUUUAGUUUUUCUUUUCUGUAUUUUAAAAAAAAUAAUUUUUGCUGCGGGGGCAGGGGAGGGAAACAACACACUCCCGGGGCUGCGCAGAACAAUCCCCUUCUGUGCAUUCUGCCUCUGCCGAGUGGGUGCAGGAGCCGUGGAAGUCCCCCGGCUCACCCACAAGGAAGAGGGGUGCUGCCUCCUCCCCCCCAUUCAUAGGACCCCCCCACCCUCCUCUAAACCUAAUGCCAUCGAGACCUUGGCAUUGCUGCCAAGGGGAGACCCCCUGCGCGGGGUCUCUUGCGUUAGGAGUGCGAGUCCAAUGGGCCUCGUAACUCAUCCUCACUACGGGAACUGGGCAAGACUUGACACAGGUCUGUUCCAAGGUCAGGGGGGUAGGAGGAGGAUUGGAAACGCUUGUCUUCUAAGUGCCAGGUCCAGUCCUUCUCCUCUCCUCGUGUCCAUUGCCCUUUUACGCUUAGACUGCCCCUUCCCCACUUUGGUGCCCAGUCUCGCUGUCAUCCUGCUUGGUACCCGGGGCGGGGGAAAGAUCCAUGCUGAAUCGAAGCUGUGUUCUGUCUGUCUGUGUGUGCGUGCGUGUGUGCGUGUGUUUGGCUUUUGCGGGAGCAGCUUUUGGAGACAGCAUCAAAUCGGUAUAAAUCAUGGAUAUUAACGGUCCCCACAGUAGCUGGGAGAUUUGUCUUAAUAAAAGUGAUUCUGUACGUGUGACUCCUCA